CUUCUUCUUCUUCUUCUCUCUGGCAUCUUUUGCUUCACUUUUGCCAUGGUGGCUGCCUCUUCCUGUUACGCCUAUUUGGACUUUAGGCCUUACAAUCACUACAACAGCAACAAUAUCAUUAUUGCCUUGUCUUCUCUCUUCGGAUCAAAUAGUAUUUCUUUGAAUCGAAACCAGAGUAGACUUAACCGAGCAACUAACUCCGGUAGAGCCAUGGCUAUUGCUAUGAAUAUGGAAAAUGAAGCCAUGGUUAGCAAGAAUAAUCCCCCUAUGGAGAAGCGUCGGGUUGUGGUGACAGGCAUGGGAGUUGAAACAUCAUUAGGUUAUGACCCACAUACCUUUUACGAGAACUUGCUACAAGGCAACAGUGGUAUUAGCCACAUUGAGGAUUUUGAUUGUUCCAACUUUCCUACGAGAAUCGCGGGUGAGAUCAAAUCUUUCUCAACUGAAGGAUGGGUUGCUCCUAAACUGUCUAGGAGGAUGGACAAGUUCAUGCUCUAUCUUCUCACUGCUGGCAAGAAAGCUUUGGCUGAUGGUGGUGUAACCGAACAAGUCAUGGCUGAGUUUGACAAAGCCAAAUGUGGCAUUUUGAUUGGCUCUGCACUGGGUGGCAUGAAGGUCUUUCAUGAGGCUAUUCAAGCUUUCAAGAUCUCUUACAAGAAGAUGAAUCCUUUUUGUGUUCCUCUUGCUACAACUAACAUGGGUUCUGCUAUGCUCGCUAUUGAUCUGGGGUGGAUGGGGACAAACUACUCUAUAUCAAGUGCUUGUGCUACAAGCAACUUUUGCAUUCUGAAUUCAGCUAACCACAUUAUUAAGGGUGAAGCUGAUGUAAUGCUCUGUGGUGGCUCAGAUGCAGCUAUUAUUCCAAUAGGGUUGGCAGGUUUCGUGGCAGUCCGGGCUCUUUCACAAAGGAAUAAUGAUCCCGCAAAAGCUUCACGUCCUUGGGAUUGUAAUCGAGAUGGUUUCGUGAUGGGGGAGGGAGCUGGAGUUCUGCUUUUGGAAGAACUUGAGCAUGCUAAGAAAAGAGGAGCAACUAUCUACGCAGAGUUCCUUGGUGGGAGCUUCACAUGUGAUGCCUACCACAUGACCGAGCCUCACCCUGAUGGAGCUGGUGUGAUUAUAUGUAUUGAGAGAGCGUUAGCUCAUGCUGGGAUUACCAAGGAACAGAUAAAUUACGUGAAUGCACAUGCAACCUCAACACCAGCUGGAGACCUUAAGGAGUACAAAGCCCUUGUUCACUGUUUUGGUCAAAAUCCUGAGCUAAAGGUAAACUCCACGAAAUCUAUGAUCGGACACUUGCUGGGAGCUGCUGGAGCUGUAGAGGCUGUUGCAACCGUGCAGGCAAUAAGAACCGGUUGGGUUCAUCCAAAUAUCAACCUAGACAAUCCAGAGAAUGGAGUGGAUACAAAAUUACUGGUGGGCUCUAAGAAGGAGAGAUUGGACAUUAAAGCAGCCUUGUCAAAUUCUUUUGGGUUUGGUGGUCAUAACUCCAGCAUCAUUUUUGCUCCUUACAAGUGAAAGCAAUCAUCGCUUGUACUCCAAACCUGGUUUUAUAACUUGCUGUAAGUGUUUACAAGAACUUCCAAUGUUAUGUUGUUGCGGGAAUCAACACAGUUUGUUAAACUACCAAGAGCUAAAGCUAGUUUUCUUAGGAUCAAGAUCUGCUGUGCCAGAGAACUUGGACAGGAGCAAACGUAGCAGAGUUUGGAUUUGCCAUGAACAAAUUUCUUCCGUGUUACCCUUUUGAUUGGAAUCUUUGUAGCUUUUUGUAGUAUUUCAUUUCACUAUUGUUAAUCAUACAGUAUGAAAACAGUAACAUACCAAAUCAGUCCUCAGUUAAAUUUA
Molecule: messenger RNA, 1842 nt
Organism: Brassica oleracea var. oleracea
Lineage: Eukaryota; Viridiplantae; Streptophyta; Magnoliopsida; Brassicales; Brassicaceae
Product: 3-oxoacyl-[acyl-carrier-protein] synthase II, chloroplastic-like
Exons: 13
Coding region: 46-1515 (489 amino acids)
Biological process (GO): fatty acid biosynthetic process
Cellular component (GO): chloroplast stroma
Molecular function (GO): 3-oxoacyl-[acyl-carrier-protein] synthase activity
Source: RefSeq, a predicted model, not a curated record